AUGUUCAGGCCGCUGUUCUCGGCUCCUCGCGCUGGAAGGCCCUCCAUCCGCCAUCUCGGCAACCACCCUUCCUCACCAUUCACACACCUCGACAGUCUACUCCGGUCCAAGCCUUCUCAAUCAACCAACGUCUCCCGAAAACUGCAUUCUGGCAGAACUCACUCCCACCCACGCAGCAGCACAAAGCCAAACUCCCGACAAUGGCGGUUCUGGAACAGCUCGAACAACAGCAGCACCCGCCGGCGUAGCUUCUUCUCCUCCGCCUUCGCGCCGCCCGUGAUUCCCGGCUCGGGCAAAACUGUCGCGGCAGCGGUCUCGGCCGUCGGACUCACGGGCUCGGUGUCGUAUUACUACGACGAGCUCGAGAGCAUGAUCUCGCACCUCUACAUCUCCUCCGAGCGCAGUACGCGCAUCGCUGUCGCGGCAGCGACCUGCUUCGACGACUACAGACGCGUGCUCGGCAAGACAUACGCGUCCGAGGACGAGCGCGCGGCCGCGCUUUCGGCGUGCCAUCAGCGGUGCGCGGACAGGACGUACAAAGUGCUCGAGGCCUGCGCGGGGAUCUACAUCAAGAUUGGCCAGCACCUGAGCGCAAUGACGUAUCUGCUGCCGCCGGAGUGGACGUCGACGUUUAUCCCGCUCCAGGACCGGUGCCCGGUGUCGUCGAUCGAGAGCAUCCGGGAGAUGUUUAGCAAAGACACCGGCCUUCAGAUCGAGGACGUGUUUUCGGAAUUCGACGAGACGCCGAUCGGAAUCGCGAGUCUGGCGCAGGUGCAUACCGCGACACUCAAAGAAACAGGCGAGCGCGUUGCCGUCAAGUUCCAGCACCCUGCGCUGGCGGAGUUUAUCCCGCUAGACCUCAAGCUCACCCAGCUUGUCUUCUCGGCUAUCGAUCGCUUCUUCCCAGAGUACCCCACAAUGUGGCUCUAUCAUGAGCUCGACCAGUCCAUCUUUGUCGAGCUCGAUUUCACGCAGGAGGCUAAGAACGCUGUGCGCACGCAAAAAUACUUUAAAAAGCUGAAAGGCGAGACUGCUAUGCGUGUUCCCAACAUUAUCUGGUCUAAGCCUCGUAUCCUAGUCAUGGAGUACGUCACAGGCGCGCGUCCCGACAACCUCGAAUACCUCGACAAACACAACAUCUCCCGCAACCAAGUCAGCAUCUGCCUCUCGCACAUCUUCAACACCAUGAUCUUCACCCCCGACGUGCGCAUCCACUGCGACCCCCACGGCGGCAACCUCGCCAUCCGCGCGCUACCCGAAUCCGAGCGGCCGCCAUGGUACUCCCUCCGCCGUUACCGCGAGCACAAUUUCGAAAUCGUGCUCUACGACCACGGCCUCUACCGCGACGUCCCGCUCGCCCUGCGCCGCAGUUAUUCCCGCUUCUGGCUCGCAGUCAUCGACUCCGACGUCGCGCGCAUGCGCCAGUACGCAAAGGAAUUCGCAGGCAUCACCGACGCGCAGUUCCCGCUCUUUGCCAGCGCAAUCACCGGCCGCGACUUCACCAGCGCGACAACAUCAAUCAUGAGCCGUCGCAGCCGCGAGGAAAUGCAGCGCAUGGCGUUGGCGAUCCAGGGCGGUUUGCUCCCGAACCUGAUUCAGUUGCUCGCUGGCGUACCGUCGAUCGUCUUGCUUAUUCUCAAGACGAACGAUCUCACGCGGGCGCUGGACGAGGGGCUGCAUACCUCGCUUGGCCCGGAGCGGACGUUCCUUAUCAUGGCCAGCUACUGCGCGAGAACCGUACUCGACGAGGAAAAGGAAAAGAUCUCUGAAUUGAAAGUUGCGGCUCCUGUGAGGUUCACAAAGUUGAUUGGAGCCUACGCUCGCUUCUACAGACGGCAGUUCAAAGUCCAGUUCUACGACAUCGCGCUCUGGUUUUCGGGGAUAUUUAAUUUAUAG
Messenger RNA from Myxozyma melibiosi, 1896 nucleotides. RefSeq names its product ABC1 family-domain-containing protein. NCBI's taxonomy places the organism in Eukaryota, Fungi, Ascomycota, Lipomycetes, Lipomycetales, Lipomycetaceae. The transcript is spliced from 2 exons. The record is from RefSeq and is a predicted model, not a curated record. Bases 1 to 1896 code for a protein of 631 amino acids.